AUGAACAACAACUCAAACAACGGAGGAGUUACAGGCGCUGCGAAAACUGUAACUGGCAUUCUGGGGAACACCGUAUCUGGUGUGUCCAACACCGUCGGGGGCGUAGUCGGUGGAGCCACUCGUGGUUUAGGAGAAACUGUUAAUGCAGUCACUGGUGAUGUUGCCAAGCCUGUGGGGGACGGAAUUGCGAAUGUAGGAACUGGGGUUCAGAACGGAUUGUCUGAUGUGGCCAAGGGGUCCCGGGAUGCUGGUAACUGGAAGAAAUAA
Messenger RNA from Diaporthe citri, 267 nucleotides. RefSeq lists its product as uncharacterized. The transcript has 3 exons. Bases 1 to 267 code for a protein of 88 amino acids. Lineage: Eukaryota; Fungi; Ascomycota; Sordariomycetes; Diaporthales; Diaporthaceae. The record is from RefSeq and is a predicted model, not a curated record.